Molecule: messenger RNA, 1306 nt
Organism: Crotalus tigris (Tiger rattlesnake)
Lineage: Eukaryota; Metazoa; Chordata; Lepidosauria; Squamata; Viperidae
Product: vomeronasal type-2 receptor 26-like
Exons: 3
Coding region: 254-1273 (339 amino acids)
Biological process (GO): G protein-coupled receptor signaling pathway
Cellular component (GO): membrane
Molecular function (GO): G protein-coupled receptor activity
Source: RefSeq, a predicted model, not a curated record
CAACCCUUGUCUCCUCCCUCCUGCCUGAUUGGCUGCUGCUGGGUUGCUACGAUGACAGGGGCAGGCCAGGACUAGAGGCAGCCACUAGGGAGAGAGAGGGGCGGGGCUUUUGUUUUGGCUCAGAACUGGAGGAGUUGAAGGCGAAAUCUUCUCUUUGAGGAAACUCUGAUCAGAUGCAGCCCAGAGUGGGAGAAAAUGAAAGAGAAAUAAUUCAUGUUGUGGAUGUUAUUUUUUCCCCUUUUUUGGCCAGCCCAUGCCUUCUUCCAGGUGGGUGGAAAGCUGCCCUGCUGGGUUCAUGAAGGUGCCUCAGGAAGGGAAGCUCAUCUGCUGCUACAAUUGUUGUCCAUGUGCAGAAGGAUCCAUCUCCACCACGGAAGAUGCAGACAAAUGUACCAAAUGUCCAGAAGAUCAACAUCCAAACAUCAAUCGACUUCACUGUAUCCCUAAGAUUAAAAAUUAUCUUUCUUAUAAUGAAAAUCUGGGGAUUAUCCUGAUUUUCAUUGCCUUGUUCUUCUCUUUAACCACAGGCUUUGUCUUGUGGAUCUUCAUUAAAUUCAUGGAAACACCAAUUGUCAAAGCCAACAACUGGGACCUCUCCUACAUUCUCCUGGUCUCCCUCCUGCUUUCCCUCUUGACCUCCUUUCUGUUCAUUGGCCGGCCAAGGAGAGUGACCUGCCUCCUCCGACAAACGGCCUUCAGCAUUGUCUUCUCAGUUGCCAUUUCUUCAAUCUUGGCCAAAACAAUCACAGUGGUCUUAGCCUUCGUGGCCACAAAACCAGGGAAUAAAGUGCAGAGAUGGUUGGGGAAGAGCUUGGCCAACUCCAUUGUCCUUUCUUGUUCUGGUCUCCAAGUUGUCAUCUGCAGCAUCUGGCUGGGCACUUUCCCCCCAUUCCCUGACUCUGACAUGCACUCCCAGCCUACAAAGAUUAUUCUACAAUGCAAUGAAGGCUCUGUCACCAUGUUUUAUGUUGCCCUCGGAUACAUGGGCUUCCUGUCUGCUGUCUGCUUCACGGUGGCUUUUCUGGCCAGGAAUCUCCCUGGGGCCUUCAAUGAAGCCAAACUGAUCUCCUUCAGUAUGCUGGUCUUCUGCAGUGUCUGGGGGUCCUUUGUGCCAGCCUACCUGAGCACCAAGGGGAAGUACACUGUGGCUGUGCAGGUCUUCUCCAUCUUGGCCUCCAGUGCUGGCCUGCUGGGCUGCAUUUUCAUCCCCAAGUGCUAUAUUAUUAUUUUUAGGCCAGAUCUGAACAUCAAAGAACAUUUGAUGUCAAAAUAAUAUAGAAAAAAAUGAAUUUUACAAAUUUAUUUU